CCUCCAAUGAAGUAGAUGGAGUUCAGGAGAGGGCGGAGUUAAGGGAAAAGGUUGUUUUACUGUCCCGACUGCUGGUAGAAGCGGAAGACUGCAGGUGCCUGUGGUGUUUGAUCAUUUAAGAUGUUUUCCAAAGCCACAAAAAAUUUCCUGAGUGAAAUUGAUGCAGGGGGUGAGUUGAUACCCAUCUCCAGUUUAAAUGACUGUGAUAAGGCCCAGCUUCUCAGCGUGGUGGCAAAGAAGAAGCGAUUCUGGUGGUGGCAAAAACCAAAGUAUCUUUUUUCAUCAUGUGCCUGUUUUCUUGGUGACGUACUGACUGAUGAGAAGCCAGUGAAACCAGUGGUAGUUGAGUCUGAAUUUGUGAAAUAUGAAGGAACAUUUGGAGAUGAACUAAAGGCUAACAUAGAUGCUGAUGUUGGAACAUUUCAUGGCAAUGCUUCUGGCUCUGGUCAUGUACAAACCACAUCUACCUUUGGCACCCUUAGAAAACAAGAAGUAGACAUGUACCAUCUCAUGAAAGCUGUGCAAAACAGGAAGAUAAACUUGCACCACCCAUUCGUAAAGCAGCUACAUGGCAACAAGCAUGACUUAUUGUGUAUUGUGAAAGAAAAGAUUAUAACCGCCCAGAAGUGCAUUAUUUCAGAACACACACAGACGCAGGAAACGUUUGGUGGGAAACUUGGCAUUCAAGCAAAAAAGGUUAAGAUAUCCGUAGCAGAAAAUGGAAGCUUUGCAAAGGAUGAAAACACAGUACUGGAAAUACCUGCUCCUACUGCCAUUGCUUAUGCAGUUGUGGAAUUAUUGGUAAAAUGCGAUGGACAAUUUGAAUUCUGUUUUUUAUCUGAAAUACAAGGAGGCUUUGAGAAAGAAAGCCUUAAAAAGCAUGAGCAUGCAGAGCCACUGCUGAGUAACACUGCAUCGCUAUUUGACUGGGACAUGGUGGAUUUAUCCAGAAAUAUCUCUGUGGAUGGAAAGGCUGUUCCAAGCAAUUAUUCCUUGUCUGCCAUAAAAUCAGACAUACUGGAGAUAACAAAGCCUUUUUCUGUACUGCAAGACCUUCCUGAAGCCCAUCGUGGAGAGAUUUAUAAUGGACUUUUUGAAAUAUUGCACGAUGGGCAAACAGUCACUCAGCUACAGGCUGUGGUAGAAGAGAUCUGUUUAGAAAAAAGGCCUGGCCUGACGUUCCUUUCUGAGUUAAAGUCACCUGAGAGAGCGUGGGUUCAGAAGAUCCUCCACCUCAUUGGGUAUGAUAUGCUAAACCAGAAGCUAAUCGAGCCAUUUAAGAAAGACUUGCUUUCUGCUGUACACCUCCUUACCAGUGCACUGGACGAGAUGCCAGACACUGCAUUGGCAAUACUCGGUGCUUGCUGUAAACUUCAUCUGUUGCCAGCUCUCUGGGCCCUGACAAACAUCACGUCAGAUGAAGGACUUUGUUCAAGGACAGAACCAGCACUGACUGAUCUCAUCCAUCAAGGCAGAUUUCAGAUUGCACAGAGUUUAUUCUCGUUUUUCAACAUGAGGCUGGAACUGAAUGAAAAAAACAUUGCUGUGACCAGCGAGGACCCUAGCUUACUCCCGCAUAUUCUCUACAUUGCCAUCUCCGGUUUUCAUGCAUUAAAGAAUAACCUCAAAAUCUGAUCUAUUCCAACCUGGCUCAGAUCAUAUCAGCAAAUCCACACAGUGAGCCCUGUGCUGGAUUUACUUAUUUGAAUCAAAUACAUAAGAAAACAGGACAGCAGUAUUUUACUACACAGAUUUUCAAGCCUCAAAGGAGAUAUAUAUUUGAUGCAUAUGCACUUUAUUGAUCUUUGUUAUACCUGAAGGAGGUGCCUGAAAAAGGCGUUUGGACUAAAACCUCACAUGUCUGGUAAAUUAAAGCCAUAUUAAAACGUA
Messenger RNA from Rana temporaria (common frog), 1890 nucleotides. It is a transcript of the gene GSDME, whose product is annotated as gasdermin E. The record is from RefSeq and is a predicted model, not a curated record. Gene Ontology annotation, biological process: programmed cell death. The coding region runs from base 121 to 1635 and encodes 504 amino acids. NCBI's taxonomy places the organism in Eukaryota, Metazoa, Chordata, Amphibia, Anura, Ranidae. The transcript has 10 exons. Gene Ontology annotation, cellular component: cytoplasm.